This is a messenger RNA of Phoenix dactylifera (date palm), 807 nucleotides long. NCBI's taxonomy places the organism in Eukaryota, Viridiplantae, Streptophyta, Magnoliopsida, Arecales, Arecaceae. The record is from RefSeq and is a predicted model, not a curated record.
ACACACUUCACCCUCCAUCUCUCUCUCUCUCUCUCUCUAGCUUCUCCUUCCAUUCUUCUCCAUCUAUCAUCUCUUAUGGCUGCUUUGCUAUGGCACCGUGUUGUUGUUGCCAUUGCUACUGGAGUGGUAGUAUUAGCGACUCUAGGUAAUGGAGGGGGAGGAAUAAGGACUUGUGGAGCAACACAAGGGGUUCACCAUGUGGUUGGUGGUGAUCCUGGGUGGGACGCCGCUACUGACAUUGCUGCCUCGCCCGUUAACAGGAUAUUCAGGGUUGGAGAUAGGAUUUGGUUCGCAUACUCUGCAGCUGAAGAAAGCAUCACCGAGCUGCGUAGCAGGGAGGAAUUUGAGUCAUGCGAUCUUCGCAAUCCCAUUAAGAUGUUCACAGAAGGGUUAACCAAAGUGAGCCUUGAUGUGGAAGGAUCACGCUAUUUCACGAGCAGCAAUCCGAACAACUGCAAGAAUGGUCUCAAACUGCAUGUUGAAGUGCAGCCUCAGGCAGCAGCACAAAAGGAGAAGAAGAUGGAGGACGUUGCUCGAGCCGCGGCUGAAGGGCCCAAGCCUUCUGGUUCAAACUGUUACCAGGGUUCAUCACUGAUGUGGUUCGCGUCGGCUUUGAUCUAUUUCAUGUGCUUCCCAAGGAUUUGAGGAUGGCCGUAGGCAUCGUUUCGCCUUUGACACUGUUGAGUUCGUUCUUAAAUUACCUGUACCUGUGAUGUCCUGAUUUGAGCUUUCAUGGCUGGUCGAAACAACUGUUUUAAAUUUCUGCAUAUGAAUUUGAUAUCUCAAAGGAAGGAUACGAUAAGAACA